This is a messenger RNA of Cavenderia fasciculata, 6450 nucleotides long. It is a transcript of the gene docB, whose product is annotated as DOCK family protein. NCBI's taxonomy places the organism in Eukaryota, Evosea, Eumycetozoa, Acytosteliales, Cavenderiaceae. Gene Ontology annotation, molecular function: guanyl-nucleotide exchange factor activity; small GTPase binding. Gene Ontology annotation, biological process: small GTPase-mediated signal transduction. The transcript has 3 exons. The coding region runs from base 1 to 6450 and encodes 2149 amino acids. The record is from RefSeq and is a predicted model, not a curated record. Gene Ontology annotation, cellular component: plasma membrane; cytoplasm.
AUGAGUAAUAUAUCGAAACCACCAGCUCAACAACAACCUGUUGUUGGUGGUGUAGGAAAGGUUGCACCACAACUCAAACCAGCAGCGGGUUUGGUAAGACCAAUGAUUGGUAAACCUGCACCUGCACCUACAGUAGGAGGAGGAGGAGACAACAGUAGCAGCAACGAUACAACUACAACAUCUGCAAGCGAGGGUAAUGUGAAACCAUCAGCUUUUAGAUUAGCAUCAAGUGUAUUUAAUCAAUCGACACCCGACACUAAUAACAGUAAUACGUCUACACCAGCUGAGCCACCACAACCUCGUUUUAAAUUGAAACCUGUAGCUUCAACUGUAUUAAAUAAACCACCUCCACAACAACAACAACAACCAUCAUCCACUGCUACAUCUACUAAUAAUAAUGUUACAAGUACUACUACUACAACACCAACUGUAAAACCAUCUGUAAAUCAAUUCAAUAAACCACCUCCUGCAACAAAUACAACAACAACUACAACAACAACACCGACAUCACCAAAUGGGAAUGGAGUAGCCAAAUUACCACCAAGACCUGUAUUGUUAAAAAAGGUUGCUACUCCUCUUCCUACACCACCUUCUUCUUCACAGUCACCAUCACAAUCAUCUCCACCAACUACACCAAACAAAGAACAACCAACGUCGUCGGCCAUUUCACCAGAUUCAAACUCUACUCCUACUACUACUACUACCGUACUACCAACAAAAACACUCGAAAGACCAAAGAGUAGAGAGGAGAUUGUAACCGAAGAUUUAUUAAAUUCAAUCAUUACGGAAACUGAACAACCAACAUUGGCCAAAAGAGCAAGUUUGAUUAUUGCCAAAGAUGAACCAGUUGUACCAGUCGAACCAGUCACUACUACUACUACUGCUACAGCACCUGUAACACAACAAGAACCAUCAUCCACUUCUUCUUCUUCUACUGCAAUUAAAUCCAAUUUAAAUACGACAACAAAAAAGAGAGAAUGGAAACCAACAACAUCAGCAUCAUCAUUACAAUUAUCAUUACCAGUUGAUGUAGCAACCAGUGGAUCAUCUGAAUUUUCACAAUUGACAACACGAAACAUUGAGGGUGGUCAAGUCGCACAACCAAAGAAAGAGACUGUACGUGUGCUGUCCUAUCAAAAGGGUGAUUUCACCAAUUUGAAUAUGCAUCGUGGUGAUAUUGUAGAGAUUACCGAACAAGGUGAAAAGGAUACUUGGACAGGGUUCAAUGGAUACAAGACUGGAAACUUUUCCAUUCAAAAUACCAAACCUAUGGUGGUUAGUGUUGGUACAGACAUUCAAGCUACGGUAGAUCGUUUUGAAAAGGCGGUUUGUGUCAAGGAUCAUAGAGGUAAACAAGGAAUCUCACUCACUAUUAUGAAGGGUGAUGUCAUUGCCAUCAUCGAUCGUAACAAUCGUACAACUGCCUCUGUGGCAUUGGGUCGUGUCAAACUGGGAUUGGACGGAUGGAGUGAUGCUGGAGAGUUCCCACUUGAAAACAUUCGUUUGGUCUCUCAAAAAGAGUAUAUCUUGUACAGCGACCUGCUGGAUUUGGUCGUAGAGGUGAGCGAACGUUUCAUGGACCCAGAAUCAUUGAUUCAAGGCGGCAGUGAAAAGGAACUUGAAAAGAAACAACUUCAGUUGCGUGACAAGACAAAGUUACUCCAAUCGAUUCAAGACGCGAUUCUCAUCGAGACUGACGAACCACGUCUAUUGCAAUUGCAAGCCAACUUGCGUCAAGAGAUUGAAACUACCCAUGCUAUGCUGUCCAACGAGUUUUACGUAUCGAAUCCCAACAAUGGAGAGAUUGAAAAUGAAGAGAGUAGUAGUCCGGUCGGUCUCCUCAAAGACCAUCUCCAAAUGGUCGGUGAAAAGAAGGGUCUAAAGUAUGACAAGUUUGUCAAUACUAACCGCGAGGCAUCAGACUCUAAUACACGUCGAUGGGACUAUGCACAAAUCUCUGUCGACGUUAAAUUAAACAAAUCUACUUUGAAACGUGCUGGCAAUAGUGGAACGUUGGAAUACUAUUUCUCACUACUCAACUAUACUCAAUCAAAAUUCAUUACCGAACAAAUGCAAAUCAUCCCGUCCGAUACCAAUAGUAGUGUCAAAUUCCUAUUCAAGGAUAUUGAACCUGCCGACUUGACCGAUGACAUUGCAUUAGUAUGCAAGGUUAUUCGUCGUGGUACCAUGAAGGAUCAUGCAGACACUACCCCAAUCAAAAAGGGUUCAUCAACCGACCUUCGUCGUCCAUUUGGCUAUGCCUGCAUUAAAUUAAUCUCUGCAUUCUCUGAAACUCAAAUUGCCACCGAAAAGGAUUCAAAUCUUUAUUUCUAUUCUUCAAAUGAUUUAAAUUUUAAUUUAAUUCCUGAAAAUGUAUUAAAAUUUAAUAAUGAAGAAGAAUUAAAAAAACAUGGAGUUGAAUCAAUACCAAAAGGAAUGCCAACAGCUAUAUUACCGAUAGCAUGUAGUUUUUAUGAUAUGAGUUAUGAAAAAUGUUUGGAAAAGUAUCAACAAUUGGCCAAGGCACAGACAAUUGAAAAGAUGGAACACAAGGUAGUAAAGAAUGAAAAGAAACAUCAUCUCUAUAUUUCAUUGGACAGUGGAAAGUUUACGGCCGAUAAAAAGGUUGAGGUGUCGGUACGUGUACGUAUGAAUGAUAGUGGAGAGUUCCUCCACAAUUGCAUAUCACUUGGAGGAAAGGAGUUUUGGGCAUCAGAGAUUAAAUCGUUUGUCUGUCACAAUAGUUUGACUCCCACUUGGAACGAAUACCUUCAAUUCCAAAUACCAGAAGACAAGUUUUUAAAUUGUCAUUUAUUGUUUACUAUCAAGAGUGCUAGUAGUAAGCAGAGUAAAACUAAUAUCAUUGGUUUUGCAUUUAUGCGUCUUGGUUCAACCGAUUCUUCAGUUGCUAUUCAAAAUGCUGAUCAUAACUUGUUAAUUUACAAGGCAUCGUCUGCAGAUGUUCCAAUCAACUAUUUGACAGAGAAUAUUCCAUCGGUUAUCAAUUCUAGUAUUAGUAGUACAACUGGUACGUCGUCACCACCACUUUUAAGUAGUGGGUCGACUGGUAUGUCAACACUGAAUAUUAGUCAACAAAUGUCACCUCCACUCAACCAAUCUCAAAAGAUUGAUCAUUCGUCGCCAUCGUCGUCUCCACAAUUGUCGUCUGCCAACACUGGCAAAUUCUCAAUUAAAAAGGGAGAGUCUCUAAAGAUUAAAUCAACAUUCCAUACAACCAAGUUUAUUCAACACCCAAGUAUUCAUCAACUGUUGAAUUGGAAACAACAUGAAAAGGAUUUACAACAUAUUUUGGAUAAAUUCAAGUUUGUAGAACCUCUGUUGAUUAUGCGUAAUUUGUCUGGUAUCGUCGAUUCAUUGUUCCAAAUUUACGAGUCUAGUACUGCUGGUAGUUUGUUUACCGUCGAACCAAUGUCAUUACUCGUUUACAAUACAAUCGUAUUUAUUAUUGGAUUGUUGACAGAUGAACGUAUGGCAAGAUAUAGAAACUUCAAGGUCGAUCUUGAUCAAUACAUUGAAACCAAGUUUUCUGGUGCUCUGACUCAUAAACAUCUGCUCAAUUGUUUGGCCUAUCAUAUGAAGGAUAUCUCGGCCAAGGAGAGUGCCAAGAUUUCACCAACUCUCAAAAGUUUAGAUUAUAUGUUCCAGUUGAUUACAAAGUCUCGUCUAGUCUAUAAACAACAACAGAGUAAGAGUAGUAUGCCUGGUUUGCAACUCAACUCUAUCAACGAUUCAGAAUGGUACAAGGAUAUUAGCGAGUUUUUGUCUCAACUUAACAAGUUGAUGGCAAGUAAUUCACCUUUACUCAUUGUAGUACAGACAUUGGCAUUACGUAACUUUGCAUCAAUGAUGAAAGGUUUAUCUUACUUUUUGGACAAGGUGACAUUGUGCAAGGUACUCUGCGAGUUUAUCGAAUCGGUACAUUACAACGAGAAACAAGAGCAUCUAAACACUCACAAGUUGUCUGUAUUUUAUCAGAUCCUAUCUGCUCAUUUGGCUAUUGAUCAAGAGACUGUAGAACAUCUUUUACCAACACUCAUGGCCAUCACUGAUCAACAUCUUACAAAGGGUGAAGAACUAAAACUUUCAACUCAGUUAUUGUCAUUGGCAUUGGAAUCACUCGAAACACUUGACAGUGUAGAUUUGAAAAAGAAGUACUUUAAUGUCAUCAUGACUGUAUUUACCAAGGUAUUGGGAUUGGUUGAUCAAUUUUUGGUAAACGAUCAAGCACACCAUUCUCACAACAACUCUGCAGCCAAUCAAAUGGCCAAUUGGCGUCAAGACGCUCCUUUCAACUAUGACACUACCUUUUUGGUCACUUGUCUCUUAUCAAUGCUUCACUAUAUGGUUGUAUUUAACCUUACCAACAAGUAUUUGAUCGAUGUUAGUGUUGGAUCAGAUUCAAAGCUAUUCCUCAAAAAGAUUUUGAGAUUACUCGACACUUUAUUGGCACGUGGUGUCUAUCACUAUAGAUUCCCAACCAUGCAAUUGUUCCAUCACAAAAUUACAUUUAGAUUGUUGACAUUGCUUUCACCUGCCUUUGUCAAAGGAAAUACUCCGAUUGGACAAGAAAAUAAUGAAAAUUGGUUAUCAUUUAUUGCAUUACAUUUCAAUUUCUUUACAACUCAUUUGAUGCGUAGUAAUCGUUACCGUGCACAUAGAUUGGCACCUUUACAACCCAUUCUCUUGGAUAUUCGUGUUCGUAUGGUAAAAUCGGUUCGCGAGCUUUGGAAUACUAGUAUUGGUGCUUCGAGUCAGUUCCUAACACACAUGGUACAAUUAUUGUUGGCAUCAUUACUCAAUGGAUUUGCCGAAGUGGAUGAAAUGUGUCAAGACUUGUUCUUUGCAGUCAUGAAAAAGGAUCAUCAAGAAAAACGUUCGUUUAAACGUGUAGAGAGUAAAGCAAUUGAAAUAUUGGACAAGAUCAUCAUUCGUGAGCGUUGGACUGACGAACAAAUCUUUAGACGCUUUUUGAACCAACGUCUAGACCCAUUCUUUUCGAGUGCUGGUGAAGAACAUGGUGAUGCACAAUACAAGAGAGAGGGCAAGGCAUUUAUUGGUAAUUUGUUACAACUAUUGUCGUUAUUGUUUGACUUUAGAACAUUACCAAUGGAUCGUGCAUUUGAAGAAGAACGUACAAUUGCUACACUAAAGAUGAUGGAAUACUUUAAAGAUAGAAAAGAUACAUACAUUAAAUAUGUACACGAGUUACUCAGUCAACACAUCAAUAGUGGAUACUUUACAGAAGCUGGUUUCACAUUCUUGUUGCAUGCCGAUUUGUAUUCAUGGGAUGUUGAUGAAGAACAGCAAGCAUCUGUUGGAGCAUUCACAUUUACCACACCUGACCAACCUGCCCCUAUCACUCUGCCAGCCGAACCUGCACAUAGUCGAAAGGAACGUUUGGUCAAGAUGGCCAUUCAAUACCUCGACAAGGGACAGGUAUGGGAAAAGUGUAUCACCCUACUACAGGAACUAUCAGCAUACUAUGAUGCGACAUACAAUUUCAGAGGACUGGCAGAUGUUGCCAACCAACAGGCCGACCUCUACGACAAGAUAGUCUCUACAGAACGGUUCUUUGCCGAGUACUUUAGAGUAGGUUACUAUGGUCGCAAGUUCCCCCAAACAAUCCAAGGCAAGGAGUUCUUGUACCGUGGGUUCGAGCUCGAACGUCUCGCAGACUUUACCACACGUAUCUUGGCCAAAUUCCCCAACGCCGAGUUGUUAAAGACGACUGGCGAGCCAUCAGCCGACAUUCUCAACGCAGAUGCACAGUACCUACUCAUCACAAUUGUCAAUCCAUCGUCCACUGAAGAGAUCCAUAAAAGAGUCAAACAUGUCACAGAAGGAACACCAUCAAACAGUCGAGCCUACCACCGUCGUAACGAUGUCAAUGUUUUCCUUUACAGCAAGGCAUUUGAGAAAAAGUCAGCUGCCUCACCAUCCAAUCCAAACAACAAGUUUGCCGAUCUAUGGAUUCGUAAUCAUUUCCUUAUUGCCGACUCUUCAUUCCCAACUAUUCACCGUCGUGCAGAAGUCAUUAAAAAGGAGCAGACCGAACUCACACCCAUUGAAAAUGCCGUCAAUAGUGUCGAUCUCAAAAACGAAGAACUCGCAGAGAUGGUCAAAAAGUAUCUGGCCAAUCCACAACUCAAUCUCAACCCACUUGCCAUGGCACUUAAUGGCAGUAUCGAUGCCGCCGUCAAUGGUGGUGUAUCACUCUACAAGGAAGCAUUCUUUGAGAAACAAGAUGUCCUCGAUGCCAUCUCCAAACCAUUUAUUCCAAAACUAUCAUCAGCUCUCAAGAAUCAAGUAGAAAUCUUGGAACGUGGUCUCUAUAUUCACAGUCAACGUUGUCCAGAAGAAUUAAGAGGUCUACAUGAAAAAUUAGAAUCUUUCUUCCCUAAAUUUAAAUCUGAAGUAUUAUCUCUCUAA